CCAGGCUCAGUCUCUGCAUCUCUCAUAACCUCCAUCCCUGCACUCUUCUCUGGUUCAGGACUCCGGCCGUUAUGCAGCGGGCUUUGUUCGGCCGGAGCGCGUCACUCGCUCAGCUGGCGGCAGCGGCUCUCGACGGUCCACUCGCUGCUAGGAGCGCCCCGCUGCUGCAGCGUCUGGAGCGCUCCAUGUCCUCCCUCUCUAUCCCGCCUCCCGAAUGCAUGCUGCGACCGCUAGAAGUGCCUCUGCGUUACCUGUUCGGUCCGGGACCCUCGAACGUUCCUCCACGUGUCUUAGCAGCAGGAGGCAGGCCUAUCAUUGGUCACCUGCAGCCAGAAAUGUAUGAGAUCAUGAGCGAUAUCAAAAAGGGCAUCCAGUACGCCUUUCAGACAGAAAACAACAUGACCAUAUCAGUGAGCGGCUCCGGACACGCAGCUAUGGAGUGCGCCGUGUUCAACGUUGUGGAGCCAGGGGAGAGCGUCCUCAUUACCGUCAACGGGAUUUGGGGAGAGCGCGUAGCUGAAAUUGCGGAAAGAAUGGGUGCCAAUGUACACAGACUGUUAAAGGCGCCAGGAGAAUACUAUACCAAUAAGGAAAUCGAGCAGGCCAUAGAAAAACACAAGCCGGUCUUGUUUUUUCUUGCACAUGGAGAGUCCUCUGCUGGCCUCUGCCACCCAGUGGAUGGCAUUGGAGACAUUUGUAGAAAACACAAUUGCCUCUUCCUAGUUGACACUGUAGCCUCACUUGGAGCAGCUCCAAUUUUUAUGGACAAACAAAAAAUUGACAUCCUGUACACUGGUUCUCAGAAGGCUCUUAAUGCACCUCCUGGCACUGCACCCAUCUCUUUUAAUGAUAGAGCAUGCAACAAGAUGUUUAACAGGAAAACAAAGCCAGUAUCCUAUUUCUUCGACAUGACACAUUUGUCCAACUACUGGGGUUGUGAUGGCAGUCCAACAAGAGCAUAUCACCACACUGGUCCCGUUUCUGGAUUCUUUGCACUGAGAGAGAGUCUGGCAAUUCUUGCUGAAAGGGGGCUGGAAGAGUCCUGGAGGAAACACAAAGAGGUUGCAGCCUACCUCUACAAAGGACUAGAAGACCUAGGGCUCAAGCUUUUCAUCCCUGACAAAGAGUUGAGGCUUCCUUCUGUUACCACCAUAUCCAUCCCUGAAGGCUAUGACUGGAGAGAGAUGCUCACCUACAUUAUGAAGAAUCACCACAUGGAGAUGACAGGAGGACUGGGUCCAUCCGUUGGCAUGGUGAUGAGAAUCGGCUUGAUGGGAUACAACUGCGAGAAGACCAAUGCUGACAAGGCAUUGCAUGCCCUGGCAGAUGCUCUGAAGAACUGCAAAAAGAGCAAGCCUUAAGAACUCAUAUUCUCACAGCACUGACUCUGCACACAUUCAUAAGAUAUAUCCAACAUGGUUGGAACAUUGAAUAAAGUGCAGAAAUCUCUUAGUGCUAUCUACUCUAAGGAUUUUUCAGCAUAGCUCUUGUAUAUGUUUGCCAUUAUUAAACUAAAGUUGCAGAAGCUGCCAUGCUGAGUACACUGAUGAUGUUAAUAAAGUCUGUUUUCUGAAAUA
Messenger RNA from Xiphophorus maculatus (southern platyfish), 1577 nucleotides. It is a transcript of the gene agxtb, whose product is annotated as serine--pyruvate aminotransferase-like. Gene Ontology annotation, cellular component: peroxisome. Lineage: Eukaryota; Metazoa; Chordata; Actinopteri; Cyprinodontiformes; Poeciliidae. Gene Ontology annotation, molecular function: L-alanine:glyoxylate transaminase activity; L-serine:pyruvate transaminase activity. The transcript has 11 exons. Bases 72 to 1361 code for a protein of 429 amino acids. The record is from RefSeq and is a predicted model, not a curated record.